This is a messenger RNA of Anarrhichthys ocellatus (wolf-eel), 8405 nucleotides long. Its product is annotated as serine-rich coiled-coil domain-containing protein 2-like. The transcript has 14 exons. NCBI's taxonomy places the organism in Eukaryota, Metazoa, Chordata, Actinopteri, Perciformes, Anarhichadidae. Gene Ontology annotation, biological process: microtubule bundle formation. The record is from RefSeq and is a predicted model, not a curated record. Gene Ontology annotation, cellular component: microtubule cytoskeleton. Gene Ontology annotation, molecular function: microtubule binding. Bases 3629 to 6757 code for a protein of 1042 amino acids.
CAUACGUGUAUGUACGUGUAUAUACAUACGUGUAUAUACGUGUAUAUAUGUGUGUGUAUAUAUUAUUGCUCUUCUGUUAAAGUCAACAAGAACUUAGAAGAAGUACAGUCUUUUAUUACGACGACACCAGCGACCGGCUCUCCUCAGCUCUGAUUCCUGAAGUCCAUCAAUGGAAGUGCUGAGUCAGCAGAGUUCAGCACUGAGCUCAUCAUGGGAUCCUUCAUUGACCCGGUUCAGUUCCAUCACACGGCCGUUGAGGUCAAGACACACUCUGCUCUUUUCACCGUCGUCAUUUCAUCUGAACACGUGACGCUGAUACACUCAACAUCCUGUAUUCAUACUGUCACACUGAAUAAUCUCAGCUCAACAUACGUGAGAUGGUUUUCAUGUGGUGUUUGUUUUAGUGGAUUCAUCGCUUUGUGAACGAACAAAAUGAAUCCACGACGUUCUCAAUCGAAUAAUCACUUUUGUUAUUCAUCAAGAAUUAAUACGACAGUUUUUGGGUUCAGCUUCUCAAAUUUGACUAUUUGCUGCUUUGUUUUAUGUUGUCACUCUGAUGGAGACUCUGAUCAGCUCCGUACAUUUUGGUUCAGACGUUCAUGCUCCCCACAGGAUGAACCCUAGGGACUAUGUAGAUGCAUUUGUAGAGAAGGAUUUAGUUUAGACCUAAAAGUGUAGAAGCUGUUCAUUUAAUUACCAUAAAACGUCACACAUUCAUACUCCCCUCAGGAUGAACCCUAUGCAGGACUUCAAUGCAUCCUCAUACAACGGUUCAUAUGUUCAUUUACGAAACGAUACACUCAGCUGGACUGUUUCAUGCUAAUUAGCAGGUCAAAGGUGAUACUUAACAUUCAUGCUGUAGAUGAUUGAUUUAGAGAUGUGAUGAGCUUCAUAGAUUAUAAUCACUCACAAAGUUAAACUUUAUUUCCUGGACACACAGAGAGGAUUGUAGCUCAGCUAUUACUUGACGAGGGAGGAUCUCAUUAUCAUUCAGUCGUGACCUCGUUCAUCACUCUUCAUUCCUCCUGUGUGUCCUUGGUAUCACAGCUGGACGGACACACACACACACAUAUACACACACACACACACACACACACAGUGCAGGAAAACAUGGCCGCCUGGCCUUUGUCAUCAUGACUUUCUGUUUCUGAAGACUGCAGCUGUCUGUCUGUUAAAGGUUUAAUGUGUAAUGUUGUGGAGUUCUGUAUUUAUAUGAUCACAGAUCUGUGAUUAUAAUCAAGGGGAUCAUCACGUCCUCUCCUCUUUGUGCAGCGUUGUGGUUCAUGAACUCACUUUUUAUCCAGUUAUAAUCUUUGUUGUUAUCUUAUGCAGACGUGUGAUGCUAAUGUUAGCUCAGCUUGUCUCUGUGUCUGUGUGGAGCUGAGUAAACACUACCAGAGCUUUAGAACCAGCAGUGGAUGAGUCCUCUGAAGACGAGCUCUGACUGUACGUCUCCUCCUGCAGAUAACAGACCCUGACUGCAGGUCUUUGUGGGCUUGUGAUGCGUCUCGCUGUGUGCGGUGGCACAGCAGUGUGGAGGUUAUGACUCAGCUCAAUGCACCACCUUUUACAGGAAACACUUCAGUGGUUUAUCUGAUGACAUGGUGCUGUAACAAAUACAAAUUCAACUUAUGGCUGAGACUUCCUGCCGCUGGCUCUCAGUGGGUUAUGUAACCCUGAAUAUUCUUCAUGUCGGUAUGUUUCUGUUCAGGUGUUUAAUCUCUGAAGGCCUUCAGGACGUGCAGCUGAUCACUGAAAUCACAAGUUCAUACCUCUCUGUCUUCUGCUUCAGACACGUCAGCAGGUUUAAACUUAGGAGAGCUUGUGAUGCUCGGUGCAGUUUGGUCUGGAGAUACGGUGGCCUUGGGCGGACAAAUGACUGAGGAGGCUUUCAACAUCAGACUGCAGGGCGAGAUGAUUAUUAUUAUUAUUAUUAUUAUCAUCAUCUGGUCUCAUGAUGAAGACAGGAAUCCAACAGUUGAAUAAGGCCUUGAUUGUUUUUCUAGAUUAAAUAAUGAAUUAAAAUAAAGGUAGGACAUUCAGAUCAUUAGUAAGUUAUCAGUACACAGCACUGUUAUUGUUGUUUGCACUGUUAGCAGCGUUAGCGGCUAGCUGCCGGCUCAGCCGAGCGGAGGCAAUAUGUAGGUUAGCAUGCUAACGCACUGAACUAAGAUGGUGAACUUGGUAAACCUGCUAAACUUCAGCUUGUUUGUAGCAUUACAAACAGCAUUAGCAAUUAGCAUUUAGGCAGAGCACUCCUCCCUUUAAUGGUUGAGGUUUGGGGAGAAGACAACACGUUUCUCAUGGAGCCUACAGCUUCACUCUGACAUGUUAUAUUCUUUCAAUUCAUCUAUCUGAAUGUAUAUACACACAAACACGUUCUCUUCACUCUUGUUGUUUUUAAUUGAAGACGUGUGAGGCCUGAUGUUCUCUUUGAGUUGAUUUUGGGGGGGAAUGUGUAUUUUUUAGAUUUCUCCAGGAAAUGAAUAAAUAACCGAGCAGAAGAUAUAUAAAUAUCUUUACUGUAGAGAAUGGUGUCUCACGACCUCCACUGAUCCAGAUUAACAUAAAAUAAGAGUUAGUUUUGGGUUUGAGGUUAGGAGAGAGAGACGGAACGAUAAAUGAAUCAACAGAAAACUAUUCUAAAGACGAAGAGAUUCAUCUUCAAGAUAAUUGUUAUUGAUUAUUUGAUAAUGAAAAUAAUCAUGAGUUGCAGCUCUUUACAGUUGACACACUUUUUAUUAUUUAUGGUGAAGUUUCUAUUAUCACUGUGGUUUCAUGAGCUUCAGCUGAAAGAGUGUGUGUCUUUUGUCUGAUUACUAUCUGUGUUCUUUGAUGGCAGUACAGGGAUGGAUGAUUGUUUUUGUUAAGGGUGUGGUGUGUUAAUGUUUUACCACUAACCGCAUCGUCUCACACACACACACACACACACACACACGCCCUGCAGUGUGGAGCUGCCACGUGUUUCAGCCGUUAAUCACGCUGAGAGUUUGAGUCAGAGCUGCUUCUCUCUGGGUUUCUUCCUCUGACUCAGGACUGUAAAUUGUUUUCUUCAAAAGGCUUUCUGUUGGUGUGAAACUAAUCUCUCAACAACCGUGUUCAUCUCGGGAUUCUGCAGGAGAAUAAACAUCUCAAACAUCCAGAUUAAACAUGAAGCUACUUGCAGAGAAUUCUCUUCUUUAAUUGAACGCUCGAGUGCAAAAAUGAGCGCGACAGUUUCAAGAUAAAUGAUAGAGGAAAGAAAUGAAUAAAUGUUUCUGUGUUUAGAUGCAUGCACAAGACGGUAGUUAUAUUUAAUUACACUGGUUUAUUCCCACAAUCAGAAUUCUUAUCUAUUCAGAUUUUCUGAGAAAUUUGAGUUUGUAUGUUAUCAUUUUAGAUUGUGUCACAAUAUCUUUAAAUAUGAUUUCAUAUAUCAAGAUGUAUUGUCGUGUCAACUGAGACAAUCCUGUCCAUAUGUCUGAAGAUCUGUGUGUUUUCUUUAUAUUUGGUUAUAAAAAGUUACCUUCUCAUACCUCGUAUGCUCCUCUGAUGGCCUUCAAAGAAGGUUCUCAUAUCUGUCCCUGUUGUCUCCUCCGUCUCCAGCUCCUCCUGCUCAGUGUCUCCAUGGUGAAGUGGGCGGGGUCUGAUGUCAGCCCCUCCUCUCGUGGAUCCUCCCACCAUGCCCACCAUGGUUUCUAGGCUGCCCAAGUUCGGCUCGAGGCCCAAAUCCACUGCACCUUCCAACGGCGCUCAGACGGUUACGACCGCCGUCGCUGUCGCCGCUGCGAGCGCCGGCACCCGCCUCACCAACGGGUUCUACCACCACCCCGGCCCGGCGGGGGUCAACGGCGGCCUGACCGCGCCCCCGACUUCUGUCAAACAGAAUGGAUUCAUCCGAGUGCCGACUGCGUUCUCCAUGAAGUGGAGGAAAGAAAAUGAGACGGUGGAGGACGGAGGAGCCGACGGAGAGAAGGAGUGGAGACGAGGAAAGGGCGGGAAUCGCUCUGGUAACAACAUCCAUCAGUUUUACCCCCAACGGCAACCGGGAUCCCCACUGGUGUCGCAGCGGGACGCCAAGAAGACCACCACGUCCUCUGCAGGGAACCUUCCCGUGAAACUUCCCGUCUCUAGAGGCGGAUCUCUCGGUUCCAAACCAAGCCAAACCGCAUUCGGGCUAAACGACGGCAUGAAACAGACCCUGAACGGUCUCUCUGGAUCCAAUCGCAAGGGAGGAACCAACGGUUCUCUAAGACGACCCCACGGCUUCGCUCGUUCAGGUGGUUUUGGUCCCGGUUCUGGUCCCGGCUCUCGAUCCGGUUCCCCGCUCCAAAAGAAACCACCGGCCAGCCGCUGUUACUCCAGCGACAGCCUCGGCUCCGCGGCUGUGUCCGUCCAGCUCUCCGAGAGCAACCGAUUCCGGUCACGCAGCCUCACGCAGGUCCGACGGCAGCCCUCCCCCACCCUCGCCCCUUCUUCCUCCUCAAUAUCUCGCAACCCAACCGGGCGAGGAGCUUCCUCUGCUCAGACUCCUCCAAAAGGCAGCUUGUUGGUGAAACCCCCUGCUGGUACCAGCCAGACUCCUGAGGGAGGAGCCAGAGGAGGAGGAGUCAAAGUUCAAGGGAGGUCAGGGGUCAGCAUCCCUUCCCUCCUGCCCACCGCUGCCUUAAAGAAGCCCCUCCUCCUCUCCAGCCUCGGCCCCGCCUCCAAGCCCAGCGGCAUCAGCUAUAAGCUGUCACGGCCGUCACUCAUCAAGCAGUCCCGCCCCCUCCGAGUAACGACGGACAAUGAGCACGGAGGUGAACAGGAAGCGAACCGAGGACCGACGGCACGGAGAAGCUCAGUGGAGACGCCUUCUACCACAGAGACCAGUCCAGAGAGUUCGCCAGAGGCUCCAGAGAGGGAGGGGCUGCUGUCCCAGGAAGAGGUGUCCAUUGUGGGGGAGACGCUGGAGGACAUGUCCCUGUCCUCCAGCUCGUCUCUGGAUAGAAGCGACACCAGUCAGGAGUACAUGGACGACUUUGACAACCUCGGAAACGGAGGUGUGGCCAUAUUGCUCCUCUCUAAAAACGAGGAAGACGACUCGGGGCUCGACCAAUCGUGCGCCAGGUUUGACGAAGACGAGGUGGCUGUCGGCGGCGUCGCCAAGGCAGCGGGACUCUGUUUCCUUGACGAGGGCGUGGACUGGUCCGGGAUGACGCUGAGCGGGGAGCGAGGGGGGCACCAGCUGAGCCCAGUCCCCCGUCGGAGGAGGUCCAGUCAGCCGGACUACCACGAGCAGGUAACCAUCAGAUCAAUAAACACUUCUGUGACUGUCGUAUAUCACAUAAUCACAUUUAUAAAUAUGAUGCAGCAUACCGACCACGUAAGUCUCUGUUUCUGUGUCCUUCAGGACGUCCUGAACAACCUGGACUCGUGUGAUCUGGAUGAUGAUGACCUCAUGCUGGAUGAAGACCUCCCAGAAGACGCCUCGCUGCACAGCGAUGGAGACGGGAUAGCCCACAUGGCUCAGUGGAGGAUGAGACAGCUCUGCUGGGGAACACAGGACGUCCACACUGACAGUGAAAGUGACUUCCAGAGCUACAAGCUGACUGAGGAUUCUGGGAAUAAGAGGACGGACGUGAGCGUGGACAGCGACCUCAUCCUGGCCCUCUGUCCUCCGAGGUCUCCUGGUGCUCCUGGUCUGGGUCUGGAUGUGGAGGAGCUGGCUGAAGACUGUUCUGCAGUCAGAUCACAGCUGGAGUACCUGCAGAGGUUACUGCUUCAGGAGGUGGACGAGGACACUCUGACCACAGACGCUCUGAGUCCAGAGACCAGUGACUCCUCCCACAGCUCCAACACACAGGAUCUCCUGCAGGAGGUGCAGCACCUCAGAGAGGAGCUGAGAAGCCGAGACCGAACCAUCGCACACCUCACCCUGCAGCUGACUGUUCCCACGGCAACCACCAGGUGUCAUUGCCAGGAGACGAUGACGGGGGACAGGACGGACGGACAGACGCAGACGAGUGAGACGGAGAGAGAGAGCGCUACCCUCCCUCCUCUUCCUUUCCUCUCUCCUCCCUGGCAGUAUCAGCGCUCCAGUCCUUACAGGUUGAGGCCGAAGCCCAGCAUCCCCCCCCACCUCGCUAGAAAGAGAGUGGAAAACUUAGUGCUUUACUUCAGUGACACAGCGCGGUACGGUACCACCUUUUUAUAUCUUCCUCCGCCUCCUCCUCCUCCUCUUCCUCUUCUUCCUCCAUCUCCUCUUCCUCCAUCUCCUUCUUCCUCUUCCUCUUCCUCCCUCUGCCCUCCUCUUCCUCUCACUGCUGCAUCAUCUAUGAAUGUUGGACUCAGACACUCUGUCUGCAGUACUGCCGGCCGCCUCCAGAUGUCGCUGUUCACCUAUCUGGGUAACGUUCCUCCUUCUUUUCUCUCUUGUUUCCAGUCACAGAUAUUUCACCCCUCCAGCCAGGACGACCAGGAACCAGUGACGCUACAAGCUCCGCCUCCUGCUGACCCCUGCUCCGCCCCCUCCCGACCCCAGAUCCCCGCAGACCACAUGACCGAGGGAGGAAAGGGACCAAGGAAAGAGGAAGAAGGAGAGAGGAAGGAGAGGAGGAGAGCCUCCAACAGAUCCCUGCAGCACCCCCAGCCCUCCAAACUCCACUUCUUCACGUCUCAGAUCUCCAGACCGGCGUCCGGGCCGCUGCCUCGUGACCCGGAGAGCAACGAGGUCAAACUUAAAAUGGCGGCCUUCACCUCCGGCUUGUCCCGCCUCCCCAAACCAAAGAGCCACUGAGCCGUCGGCCCGUCGAUCCGCCUUCCUAACGCACAGCGACGACAUCCAGUCAGCCGCAGGAAUCCAGUGACGAUCGACUUCCUGUCUCCCUAAAUUCUGAUUCUGAGGUUGAAAUGCAUACACUUAAGUUAUUUAUUGUUAAUAUGUUGAGCACAGCAACUGAGAAUAAAGGUUUACACUCUUUAUUUUACAGGUCCCACAAUGAUUUCCUACAAAACUGUAAAUUCCUCCGUGAUGUUAUUGAUGGAGACGGCGUCCUACGGAGGUGUCAUGGAGGAACAAACAGUAAUGAAUCAGGUCUUUCUGUUUUCUGUUCUCCAGGUUUUGUCUCUUAAACACAUUUGUCUUUGAGGUCAUUACUGUGAUGAAGCUGCAGAUUUAAUCCACUUCAUAAAAACUCAGCUCCGUAGAUUAGUUUCCUUCUUCCUACAAGAAACACGUAAUAAGAUAUUAAAUCAAGAGCACAAAUUAUUCAUGUUUUUUAUUUCCUCCAUGAAACCUCUGUAGGACUCCAGCGCUACUUUAAAAUAAUUACCUCCAGUUCCUCACUGCAGUAAUGAAUAUAUUACCUUUAGAGAAGUUCUGUCAACUAUCUGUGAAAUAAAAUAACUCAAAAUGUUGUUUUAUCUCCAAUUAGUACAAAAUAUAUCCGUUAAGUUUCCACGAGAUUACAGGAAAUUACAGGACCAGUAAAAUACAGCCAAACCUUUUUAAACGAUGCUCUUUGGUAUUUAUUUACCUGCCUGACUGACUUCCUGUCUGACUGACUUCCUGUCUGACCUUAAGUCGACUGUGUGAGACUCGUGGAACAUCGCUGCUCCUCCACUCUUCCUCCUUCCCUUCUCCUCCACCAAGGACACAAGGACUUUACUCUCAAACAUCUCAGACCUGCUGCUCUACAAAACAUCUCUAAAGUCAGAAACGUUCUUCAUGAAUCGUCUCGUUGUCGCCUUCAUGUGUUCAUUUUGUGCCUCACAUCGGGUUUGAUUUCUUGUUUACUUCUAUGAUUCCUUUUUUAAAUCCCUGACGGAUCUGUUCACUGUGAACUCCUCUGGUCUUUGCUCCUGCAUGAGUCGAUCUAUGUGUCCGUCCUCUUCCUUAUAAAACGCUUCUAAAGCCUUUUAAAUAACUGUUAGAGAGAUGAUGAACGCUCACAGAAAAGGUCAAAGGUCUUAGUAUGGUUCUGAAGAACAAGUGGACUUAAAGUGACUGUUCCUUCUCACAGGAGAGCCAGAUGUCUGCUGCAGUACCACGCUAGUCCACAGGGGCCGCCAGAAGCAACACAGUGAAAGUAGCUCAUAGUACCUUUACGUAUUUCUAUUUAAGAGGGAAAAACUGUUUUUUAUGUCACUCAUUUAUCUGAUAUACUCAAAAUCUUAACUCCACCUCGGCCAACUACCACAUAGAGUGAACUUAAUAUAUGAUUAUUGAUGCAUUUACAUGCUUUCAUAUUAAUAAAACAUGAUCCAGCAGCACUAGCUUAACGAGUACUUUUACCGUUGUUACUUUGAGUACAUUUUGUUGCGGAAAUGCAGAAUGUUUUACUUAUUUUAAAGAUCAUCCUCACCUCCGGUCUGAGCGAUGCGUUCAGGAACACGUCGUACAAACGUGUUAGUUUGAAGCAGACGGAGACCUUUAACAAAAACAG